CACGCUCUCUCUUCUCUCUCUCUCUCGUUCGAUUUGGAUCAGAAAAAUUCUUCGAUCAUCAAAAUGGCGACCGCUUCAGACUCUCCGACACAGACGAUUCAGGAAGCGAUUCAUCAAGAAGAUGUGGUAAACGAAACUAAGGGGGAAGAGGAGGUCACGUACAAGACGAAAUCGAUUCAGUUCCUUGGACGAAACACGCCUAUCAUUCUCCAGAACGAGAAUGGACCUUGCCCUCUUUUAGCCAUCUGUAAUGUUCUUCUCUUGAGAAACAACUUGAAGCUUAAUCCUGACUGUUAUGAGGUUUCUCAAGAGAGAUUGAUGUCUCUUGUGGUUGACAGAUUGAUUGAUUCCAAUAGUAAAGUCAAUGACAAAGAAGAAGAAUAUAUCAAGAAUCAGCAACAGAACAUUGCUGAUGCUAUUGAUCUUCUUCCGCGUCUUACAACUGGAAUUGAUGUCAAUAUUAAAUUCAGGAGGAUUGAUGAUUUUGAGUUCACACCUGAGUGUGCAAUAUUUGACUUACUUGACAUUCCCUUAUAUCAUGGAUGGAUAGUUGAUCCCCAGGAUGUUGAAGCAGCUAAUGCACUUGGUAGCAAGUCAUAUAAUACUCUAAUGGGGGAGCUCGUUGCACUGGAAACGCAGAAUGUAGAGGAUGAAAAUGCCGGGGAGGAUUCUGUUGAUUUCGUUGCGGCAACCACAGCGGCACUAGGUGUUCCUUCGCCAUGCCUUUCGAAAACAAGUUCUUUUCAAGAUUCUCCACCUGCAGCUGUAGAGCUUCGUAAACUGAGAAAGGGAGAUCUUGAAGAAGAAACAGAGCUAUUGCAAGCCUUGCAGUUAUCACAGGGAAACGAUCCAGCACCAAACGCUCACGGAGACUCAGCCAAUCUAGACUCUGCGUUCACAUUUUCAGAUGCAAGCCCAACUAGCACCCAUGGUGACAGUAUCUGUCACCUGGAACAGUUCAAAUCUGAUGGUGAUAAAGCUAAAGGCGGGGAUCUUGACAAUGAUCAGCUAUCUCCUAAGAAAUCUGGAGAUGAGAUGGGCCCUGUUGUUGAAAGUGUUAACAGUAACGAAAAGGCUGUCGCUGAGUUAACUUCUUCUGGGGCGCUUUCAGUGGAAAAGACUGAUUUGGAGUCGACAAAAACUGAAUGUACUUCUGAGAGUCUACUCAAGUCUGAUGCAACUUCUGUUAAUCCAGAUCUCACUUGCAAAUCCCAGCAUGACGAUGUACCCGAUGCUUUAACUUCACCCAUAUCUAGUGAUGAACCCAUGUAUGAAGGUGAGGAAUGCGUGAACGCUGUGGCUCCACCAGUUUGUGCAGACAAAGAACCUGUUUACGAAGGUGAGUCACUUCUUGGGAAAAGGGAUGAGAAGAAUGUUGAUGAUUCUUCUUCUGAAGGUAAGGGGACGGAUGGGCUCACAGCAAAAGAAGGUGAAGUAAUCAGGAACUUCCUGAAGAAUAGUGCCAGUCAAUUAACCUUUUGUGGACUCUUUCGCUUGCAAGAAGGUCUUAAAGAACGUGAACUCUGUGUCUUUUUCCGCAACAAUCAUUUCUGCACCAUGUUCAAGUACGAAGGUGAACUUUAUCUUUUGGCUACAGAUCAAGGUUACCUGAAUCAGCCUGAUUUAGUAUGGGAAAAGCUUAAUGAGGUUAAUGGUGACACUGCGUUCAUGACUGCUACUUUCAAGGAGUUCAAGAUAGACAGCAGCACAACUGGUGCAAGUGGCACGUGGGAUGAACAAAACGCAGUCACAAAUACUGCUGAUUAUCUUGCGAGCAUUCCAGACACAGGCGUAGAAGUCAACUCUGAUCUACAACUGGCGAUAGCUUUGCAACAACAAGAGUUUGAGGACCAGAGCCCACGGAGUAACCCAACUCCACAACCACCAACAAGUGUUGGUGCUUCACGACUGAUCACUGGUCCUCAGGUACCAAGGAGCAGCCACAGGCCAUCAUCAGCUACAGCGUCAAGACAGGAAGGCAAAUCCCCUAAAGAUAAAGAUAGCAAAUGUAGAAUCAUGUAAAUCCUCAUCAUGUCGCUUUUGUAAAGUUCCAACCUAUUUUUCUUGCCUAACUUGUUUUUUUUCUUUCCUUUUAAAAACCUUUUCUGUCUUUUUCUUUAGCAUAAAAACGUUACAAACUGUAAUUGUGCUCUGCUAAAAAAAUACUAAUAAUUUGUUGCCAGAAAUCAAAUCUCAUUAAAGGCAA
Molecule: messenger RNA, 2206 nt
Organism: Raphanus sativus (radish)
Lineage: Eukaryota; Viridiplantae; Streptophyta; Magnoliopsida; Brassicales; Brassicaceae
Exons: 13
Coding region: 64-2022 (652 amino acids)
Biological process (GO): protein K48-linked deubiquitination
Cellular component (GO): cell periphery; cytosol
Molecular function (GO): cysteine-type deubiquitinase activity; cysteine-type carboxypeptidase activity; K48-linked deubiquitinase activity
Source: RefSeq, a predicted model, not a curated record